This is a messenger RNA of Panicum virgatum (switchgrass), 2083 nucleotides long. Its product is annotated as arogenate dehydrogenase 2, chloroplastic-like. The coding region runs from base 72 to 1328 and encodes 418 amino acids. The transcript is spliced from 6 exons. Gene Ontology annotation, molecular function: prephenate dehydrogenase (NAD+) activity; NAD+ binding; arogenate dehydrogenase (NADP+) activity. Gene Ontology annotation, biological process: L-tyrosine biosynthetic process. The record is from RefSeq and is a predicted model, not a curated record. NCBI's taxonomy places the organism in Eukaryota, Viridiplantae, Streptophyta, Magnoliopsida, Poales, Poaceae.
GUCACGCGGCGCUACCAACCAAACCAACCACACGUCCACACACUCGCACCGGCCGACCGGUCGCCGAUCCGAUGGCCUCCUCGCUCCGCCAUUUCACCGGCCUCGCUUGCUUCCCCGUCCCCGCCCCCGCCGGGGCCGGGGCGUCCGGCGCCACCUGCUUGCUGCGCCGCUACACCCCCGACUUCUGCGCCUUCGCGGCGCUCCGCCCGGUCAGGCCGGCCGCCGCCUUCUCCGCCGCGAAUCCACUCGCCUCUCCGGCCGAGCACGAGCAGCGCCAGCAACCGCAGCAGGCCGUCCCGUGCCACGGCGGCGACCCGCCCGCCCCUUCGCCGUCGCCGUCCCCGCCGUCCCCGGCGCCGCUGCGGGUGGGGAUCGUCGGAUUCGGCAACUUCGGGCAGUUCAUCGCGGGGGGCAUCCAGCGGCAGGGCCACGCCGUGCUGGCGGCCUCCAGAUCCGACUACUCCGACUACUGCGCCGGCCGCGGGAUCCGCUUCUUCACGAGCGUCGACGCGCUCUGCGAGGAGCAGCCGGACGUGCUGCUCAUCUGCAGCUCCAUCCUGUCCACGGAGGCCGUCGUCCGCGCCAUCCCCUUCCACAAGCUCCGCCCCGACACCAUCGUCGCCGACGUGCUCUCCGUCAAGCAGUUCCCUCGCAACCUCCUCCUCGAGAUUCUUCCACUGGGGUUUGGGAUUGUCUGCACGCACCCGAUGUUCGGGCCAGAGAGUGGUAAAAAUGGCUGGGGCAAGCUCCCAUUCGUCUACGACAAGGUUAGGGUGACUCAAGAUGGGGAUCAGGCAGUCAAAUGCGGACAAUUCUUGAGCAUAUUUGAGCAGGAGGGAUGUAGGAUGGUGGAGAUGUCAUGCGCGGAGCAUGAUCGCUAUGCUGCCGGAAGUCAAUUUAUCACGCACACAAUUGGAAGGGUUUUGUCACAACUGAACCUAAAGACAACUCCAAUUAACACAAAGGGUUAUGAGAGCUUGUUGCAACUUACUCGUAACACUGUAAGCGAUAGUUUUGAUCUAUACUACGGGCUUUUUAUGUAUAAUAUCAAUGCCACAGAGCAGCUUGAUAAUUUGGAGCGGGCAUUUGAGAGUGUGAGACAGAUGUUGUAUGGUCGGCUGCAUGAUUUACUACAAAAGCAAAUCGUGGAGAGGGUCCCCAUGACAACAAUCUCUUCAGGAAAAUUGGAAAAUAGCAGGUCAAAUUCUUUCGCAGCGCCCCCCUUAUCGCGUAUAAUAACAGAAGAGAAUAAACAUGUAUCUUCUAUUACUUCUGUAGCAUCUCCUACUAGAAUUUUACAACAUACCGCUUGCAGUAUAGGGCAAUGAUAAUCAGUAUGUCUAGCUAUUGUUGUUUUGUUGUACAUUUACUGUUGUGGAAGAUGCACGUGUGAAAUUAUUGUAGCUGAUAGUAUUGAUAGGUGGAGUAAAAUCAUUGCUUUGCUUAUUUAGUUGUUCGUAAAUCCUGAUCUUUCGCAUCCUUUGUAGGAUAAAUGUAAUUAAAUAGAGAGAAUUGCAUAUGUCAUCUUAAAGACCAAAAUAUAUAUUGUAUACAGAAAAUAGUAAAAUAUUAUUUUCGUUUAUAAUAAUCAGAUGUUGUUCUACUCUAAUUUAUGGAAUCUUGAUGUCGUGUGUAAAGUAGUUAUUAUCAUGUCCAAUUUAUAGGGCUAAGUAUGUGUGUGUAUAUUAUUAAAUCAUGUUUUUUAAAAGUUUCUCUUUAUGUUAUUGUGCCAUAACAACAACAAUAUUUUUGAAUCUUAACACGCCAAAACGACAUUCAUAUUUGUGGAGGUGUGUGCACCAUGAUCGGAUCAUCAUGUUCUCGCACCCUGCUUGUAAGGGCCAUUUGCUUUAGCCAAAACAAGAUGAGAGGGAGGGUGUUUGAGAAAGGAAGAGAGGAGCAGGACGAACAGAGGUGGAGGUAGUGGCGACCAAGUUGUGGGGUGGGGAUGGUGAUAUGAUAAUCUGAUUUAUACUUUGCCCCAUAUCUUAUACUCCCUUCAAUCUAUUGUUCUAUUUUUUCUUACAAGUGUUAGAACUAGGAAGAUCCAUUCCACAACAAUAAAAUGUAUAAUAUAAGAUUA